Salvia splendens (bonfire salvia) is the source of this 739-nucleotide messenger RNA. Its product is annotated as calcium-binding protein KRP1. The transcript has a single exon. Gene Ontology annotation, molecular function: calcium ion binding. The record is from RefSeq and is a predicted model, not a curated record. Lineage: Eukaryota; Viridiplantae; Streptophyta; Magnoliopsida; Lamiales; Lamiaceae. The coding region runs from base 184 to 543 and encodes 119 amino acids.
UUGGUAAGCACUUACGCUCUGACCUUUUCCUCAACAAAAAUUGGCUGUCUGUGUAUGUCUCCCUUCUACGAAACCCUCCCUCCCUCCCCAUGCCUUUCAAAUCCCCCUUCUCUCAUCAUAUAUUAACUCCUUCCUCAUACCACCAUCACAGAUCUUCGUUCCAAUUUAUUGAAUUUGAUCUCAAUGGCCUCGAUCGAUCAACCUAAUUUCCACGAUUUCUUGCCGCUGAUGGCGGAGAAGCUAGGCGGCGACGGAUUGCUCGGGGAAUUGUGCAACGGUUUCCGGUUAUUGAUGGACUCCGAAAAGGGGGUCAUCACAUUCGACAGUCUGAAGAAGAAUUCCGCCUUUUUGGGGCUGCAGGAAUUGUCGGAUGAGGAUCUUUACGGCAUGCUGAAGGAAGGGGAUUUCGACGGAGAUGGCGCUCUGAAUCAGAUGGAAUUUUGUGUUUUGAUGUUCAGAUUGAGCCCGGAGUUGAUGGAUCAGUCUCAAGAGGCUCUUAUGCAGGAGGAGGAGGCUUUCCAACAUUUCGACUUUUCUUUGUAGUAGUCAUCUAUUUUUUUCUUUUUUACCCAAUUCUUCAAGACUACUACUUUUUAAUGGAGAUUAUUCCAAACUAUACCAUACUACACUACAUAUCUUCCUCUGUUCUAAGAAAAGUCUGAUCAUUAGCAACAACUCAUCGAUUCUGAAUGAUUUUUAGUCCCAAUAAAGUCUGAUCAUAACAAAUACUAUUAGAAUA